AAACGAAAAAGGUUUGAUGUUUUCAACAUACAAGACUAGCUGCUACCCGCCACGCGAUGGCACACUGAAAAGCAACUGCAAGAUGAUUCUCGACUCCUUAUCCUACCCUUUAUAUAACAAACCCAAAUCAAACAUGGUACAACUAAUUCAUUCUGCAUGUUAUCUAAUUCUUUUAAGACAUAAUUUGGCAAUCAAACGUGUCCAAAGGGAUUAAACUAAACACUUAAAACAUUUUCACCUGAGCUAGAUUAUCCCUUCCUCCUGCUCGGCCUCCUGAGUGGUCAACAUUUUCACCUGGGUUAGAACUUAGAUAUCUCUUCCUCUGCUCAGUUCGGCUCGAAUGGUCAAUUGGUGAAUAAUUCGCCCGACGAUGGCGCCAGCAGAUCGUAGCCACAAAGUAAAUGAACAGAGUUGAGAAAUUCAGUUCAUUGAAAGAGAGAGAGAGAGCGAUUUAUAUGAAGAUCAAUUUUAUACUGGGUAGAAAAAAAGAAAGAAAAGGAAAACAGAAAGUACAGUGCCAGUGAAUAAAGGGGUGUCAUCAAGUCAUUUUCUUCAAAAUAAAAUAAAAUAAAAAACAUUUUCCACUUUCUUCACGCUCUGUACGCUAAAACAUCCCUCACUCACAGGAAAUCUCUAGGGUUUCAUUUUUUUUUUUGAUCCGCUCUAGGGUUUCAUUUCACUUCCUCACUCUAGAAAACCCCAAAUCUCUCUCUCUCUCUCUCUCUCUCUGAAAAUGUCAUGGCAACCGGCCAAAUCGCUCGUCCGAUUCACGUGCGUUUGCAAGCCAUGGCUCUCUCUCAUCUGUGAUUCCACCUCCGCCCACACCACCGCCAAACCCCCCUUGCUCCUCCGACACUUCUCCCUCCCCCCAGACAACCUCCGUUCCGAUGCCCACGCUGUCUACGCCCACGGAAUGUUGGUUUUUCUGAAACUGGGGCAAGAGCACUCUGUGGAGCUUUUGAGGGAGGAGAAAGAAAAAAGAAUUAUUUUACAUAAAAAGCGGAUAGCUCUACUAGGGGAGGAGGAAGCCAAGAAACUUCAGCAGGAGGAUUACGAGCGAGAGCAACGUCUGCUAGACCGAGUGCUUGAGAAGCAGACACUUGAUACUCCACUCUCAAUCUCUGAAUUACCAGUGGAUCCCAAGAUAAAAGAAAUGCCAGCACUCCUCGGCGACUAUGCAUGCUGUUUUGGAAUGUUGGUUUUUCCGAAACCGGGUCAGGGGUUCAGUAUGGAGCUUCUGAGGGAGGAGAGAGAAAGAAGACUUCUGUUUCAUAAAAAUCAGAUAGUUCUACUAGGGACGGAGGAAGUGGAGAAACUUCAGAAGGAGGAUUAUGAGCGAGAGCAACAUCUACUAGAUCAAACUCACAAGGAGGGGAGUGCUAAGAGAGAAAAAACGGAACAACAACAUCACCCGGGCCCUAAGUUUGUCGAGCUUACAUCCACACAGCGGCUUGAUUAUGAAGAGAGGCUCCGUAAGAGCGGGGUGUUUGAUGUCGGGGAUAUUCCCGCAUAUGUUUCCAAUAUCCCUGUUAGACCAUUUGUGCUGGGCCACCCCUUGUUAGUGGAGAUGAUUGAAGGAUAUGCAAAGUCAGGCCUUGAACAACACAACAAAUAUAAUAAUACAAAGUACCAAUUUGUGAAGGUCCUCAAGGCAAACAUCGGUGGUUAUAGUCCUGGUUGGAACUACUACAUUACCUCUCAGGUCAAGGAUGUGGCUAGUUCUGGUUCUCCCACUCUCAACUUCCAGGCCAAAGUGAAUAGUAUUGAGGAUCAGGAAGCUGUCACAUCUAUUGUGCCUGAACUGUAAUCCUAUCUACUCCAAGGUUAGGGGGAGCUUUGAGGUUAAAGAGUACGCUUAUGGAGGCUGUGAAGUUCAUUUUGAUGGGUAGUUGGGUGAAAUUGACUAUCUUUACUUUUGCGUCUAAAAUGUUGUUCUCGUUAAGUUUCGGGUGGUUGGUGCUUCCAAACUAAUGGUAAACUAUGCAUACGACGGAACCUACUCUCUUAGUUUAAGUAUCUUGAGUUCUGGAAAUAUGAGACAUUGACUUGUGAUAUGGUAUUGUAGUCUGUUUCACUGUUUCAGUA
Molecule: messenger RNA, 2085 nt
Organism: Rhododendron vialii
Lineage: Eukaryota; Viridiplantae; Streptophyta; Magnoliopsida; Ericales; Ericaceae
Exons: 6
Coding region: 734-1807 (357 amino acids)
Source: RefSeq, a predicted model, not a curated record